AUAGUAUUUGCUUCAUCAUAACUCAAUAUAUGGUUGUUCCUUUGUCUUGAUCACUUCACCAAUUUGGCUAUUUCCCCUUAAAUUGAUCUUGUUUCCUUAUCCACACCUUACCACCAUUCGCUUCUAACUUCUAACAUUCAUCGAUUCAUCCCCUACUCGAUUCAUAUGAUCAUGAGGCCGAAACCUCAAAACCCUGUUAACAUCAAGCUGAUUAUACUUGGAGUUACUGUCGGUUUUCUUGUGCUCUUCGUUUUGAGAUCAAGCUUUUCGUCUUCUGAUAUGAAUACUUCGGGUUUACAAACACUAGUGAAAAAAGAUUCCGAUUGUUUAUCAACUUGUACGAAACUCCCAUCUUCCUUAUCUCAUGCCCUUAUUCACUACACAACCUCAAGCAUAACACCCCAACAAACACUCCAAGAAAUUUCAGUCACAGCCCAAAUCCUACUAAACAAGUCUCCUUGUAACUUUCUAGUUUUCGGGCUAGGCCAUGAUAGUCUUAUGUGGAACGCGCUCAACUAUGGAGGACGUACUAUCUUCCUAGAAGAAGAUCAAGCAUGGAUUCACCAAAUUAAACGACGAUUUCCUAUGUUAAAUUCAUACCAUGUUGUAUAUGACACUAAGGUUAAUCAAGCUCAUAAUUUGAUGGAUUUGAGUAAAGGCCUAGAAUGCACUUCAAUUACUCAUCCUAAACAUUCUAUGUGUCAACUUGCAUUGAAAACUUUGCCUAAGGAAGUUUAUGAAACCGAGUGGGAUUUGAUUAUGGUGGAUGCACCCACAGGGUAUUAUGAUGAGGCACCGGGUAGGAUGACCGCGAUUUAUACUGCAGGGAUGAUUGCUAGGAAUAAGAAGGAAGGUGAAACUCAUGUGUUUGUUCAUGAUGUCAAUAGAGAAGUAGAGGAUGAAUUCUCUAAGGCUUUUUUGUGUGAAGGUUAUAUGAAGGAACAACAAGGAAGGUUGAGGCACUUUACUAUUCCAAGUCAUAGGGAUGAUGCCUUAGGAUCAAAGCCAUUUUGUCCUUAAUUUUCUUUUUAAAUUUGGACUUUUCUUGCUUUUUCCCCAUUAUUUGGCAGUCAAGAUCAAGUUUUGCUCUACAAUUUUAUGUAUGAUGAUAUAUACCGUUUAAUAACAUAAUAUACCAUUUUUCCAUGUUCUCAAAUUGUUUUAAAUUUAUGUUUUUUAUGAGUAUAUAAUAUAUUAUAGG
This is a messenger RNA of Amaranthus tricolor (Joseph's coat), 1201 nucleotides long. Its product is annotated as glucuronoxylan 4-O-methyltransferase 1. Gene Ontology annotation, biological process: xylan biosynthetic process. The transcript has a single exon. Bases 166 to 1020 code for a protein of 284 amino acids. The record is from RefSeq and is a predicted model, not a curated record. Lineage: Eukaryota; Viridiplantae; Streptophyta; Magnoliopsida; Caryophyllales; Amaranthaceae.